Messenger RNA from Wickerhamiella sorbophila, 2622 nucleotides. Its product is annotated as Lon protease 2, peroxisomal. Lineage: Eukaryota; Fungi; Ascomycota; Dipodascomycetes; Dipodascales; Trichomonascaceae. Bases 1 to 2622 code for a protein of 873 amino acids. Gene Ontology annotation, cellular component: peroxisomal matrix. The transcript has a single exon. Gene Ontology annotation, biological process: protein processing; protein targeting to peroxisome; protein catabolic process. Gene Ontology annotation, molecular function: ATP hydrolysis activity; ATP-dependent peptidase activity; ATP binding. The record is from RefSeq and is a predicted model, not a curated record.
AUGUCUCGCGAAACCGUUAUAAAGGUACGGCUCAUCACUUUGCCAGCUAAUCAUGUUCUCAUGCCUGGCAUUGUGAUGCGGAUGUCUGUCCCCAGAGACCCGCCAUUACUUCCUACUCCUCAAGAUGUGACUGCAAAAGUCAAAACUGUUGUACCUUUCGUAUCCAGUCAUGACAACCUUGUGGCAAUUCUUCCCUGUGUUCCUGACGAACCCCACGAAGCCUCUGACAUCGGUACGCUCGCUCGCAUUCUUAGCCUUCCCUCGACAAAUCAAGGUAUGAUGAUUAUCCAGGGUAUUUGCCGUGUCCGUGUGCUUUCUAAGGACCCAUACGAUAGUGCUCGGAGCGUCAUGGGGACCCUCGAACUUAUCUUUGACGGUCGCACAGUUCCCAAGGAAACGAUGGAGCUUAUCGACAAGCUCAAGACCUCUCUGGAAGCUUUGUUGUCUUCUUUUGAGGGUGGUGCAGAUGUUGUCAAACGAUUUGUAUCUUUCACAGAGGGAAUUUCCUCUCCUAGUACUUUGGUGGAUAUUCUCGCUUCUGUCUUACCUCUGGAGUUUGCCGAGAAAUUCACUGUUUUGUGUACCACAGAUCCUGCAGAACGGGCCAAGUUUUUGAUUUUUAUUUUGGAAAAGAAGGCAGAGGCAUUGCGCAAACAAACUCUCACUAAAGUAGCCGGCGAUACUAAGCUGCCCUCGAAUCAAAUCGUCCUUCGCACUGACCUCAAGCCUAGCUCGAACCCGCCCGGUAAGCUCGCUCCCCCAGUUCGACUUCCUCGGAACCGUGGUUCACCUGAAGACGAUGGAAUGGCGGAGAUCGAAAAGACCCUGGUUGAGGCCAAGUUGCCCGCCGAGGGUCGUAAGAUCAUCGACCGCGAGCUCUCUCGUAUCAAGCGCAUGAUGCCGUCUCAAGCUGAAUAUCAGGUGUCGCGCAGUUUUCUUGAAACUGUAGCCGACAUUCCCUGGAAUAACAAUUUUGUUCCUGAGUUGAGUAUGGAGGUUGUUGAAGAAGCGCACAGAAUUUUCGACCAUGACCAUUAUGGGUUAGAGAAAGUCAAGAAGCGUCUUAUCGAAUAUAUGGCAGUGAUGUACUUGCAGCAGCGCAAUAGCCAUGGCACAAACCACAUAUCUGAUACGCAGCUUGCGGUUCCCCUUGCGCCCGAGACACCUGAGACACCCAAAAUCUUGGAGGCGCCUAAGGAUUCGCAAAAUAUGGUUGUUGAUGCUGAGGCCAAACCAGGUGAGGUUCGCACCCCAAUUUUACUGCUUGUGGGCCCUCCCGGCGUGGGAAAAACAUCCCUAGCAAAGUCAGUCGCUCGUGCCCUCAAUCGUAGACUGCACCGCAUUUCCCUAGGUGGUGUCCGUGAUGAAGCCGAGAUCCGCGGUCAUCGUCGCACAUAUAUUGGCGCGAUGCCUGGUGUUAUUGUCCAGGGACUGCGCAAAGUCGGCACUAUGAAUCCUGUGUUUGUUCUUGAUGAGAUUGACAAGGUCUCACAAGGCUCUCAUUCAGCCCAUGGCGAUCCGUCUGCUGCAUUACUGGAGGUGCUAGACCCGGAACAGAACUCCACGUUCGUGGACCACUAUGUAUCGUUCCCGGUUGAUUUGAGCCAUUGCAUUUUUAUCGCCACUGCCAACAACCUCGAAACCAUUCCUCCUCCUCUUCUGGAUCGGAUGGAGGUCAUCCACCUCGAUGGCUACACUUAUAUCGAGAAGCAGCACAUUGCCGAGAGUUAUCUGAUGCCCAAACAAUUGCGCGCCAACGCUCUACAAGAAAAGCAAAUUAUUGUUCCCCCGGAGGUCAUGCAUUAUAUCGCUACGCACUAUACACGCGAAAGUGGUGUGCGUAAUCUCGAACGACUUCUAGGAACAAUCUGCAGGGCAAGAGCCGUCGAACUUCUUACCGAGGGACGUCCUGAUGAGACAACAGAAAUUGAAGUGUCCGACUUGCCUCAUUAUCUUGGUCUAGAUCGUUAUACUGACGAUGUGAUCAACGAUGAGGUGGACACCUACAAGGACAAAGCAGGAAAUACAAUUCACCGCCGCAGCGUCGGCCUGGUCAAUGGUUUAGCGUACAUGGGGUCAGGAACUGGUGGAUUGCUAAUGUUCGAGUCUUCCAAGAUCCCGAACGGCACUGGCAAGCUGAAGCUCACUGGAAAGCUUGGAGAUGUUAUUCAGGAGUCCGCUGAGAUUGCUAUGACAUGGGUAAGAGCACAUGCCAUUGAUUUGCAUGUGGAUCCCGAGGUAUUUUCCAAGUUCGAUAUCCAUCUUCAUGCUCCAGCCGGUGCAAUCCCUAAAGAUGGACCAUCAGCUGGCGUGGCAAUGACCUUGUGCUUUGUUUCCUUGCUCACCAACAGAGAAGUCCCACGAGAUAUCGCAAUGACAGGUGAAAUCACGCUCAGGGGAAAGAUUCUCCCAGUUGGAGGUAUCCGUGAGAAGCUACUUGGUGCGCACAUGGCCGGGGUUCGCAAGGUACUACUCCCUUAUCACUGUCGGGCUGUUGUUGAAGACGAGUGCAAGUUUUUUGACGAGAUUGAUAUGAAGAUUGUUUUCGUCAAGUAUAUUUGGGAUGUUUUUGCCGAGGUGUGGCCCGAAGACCAGCAGCUUCGCGAAAUCGCCCAGCUUUAA